This is a messenger RNA of Rubroshorea leprosula, 771 nucleotides long. The record is from the annotation of a GenBank genome assembly. NCBI's taxonomy places the organism in Eukaryota, Viridiplantae, Streptophyta, Magnoliopsida, Malvales, Dipterocarpaceae.
AGGAAGUACAUCAAAAACAUAGGAAUUUUGUGAAACAGAACAAAAUCUUCCUCAAGCUUGCUUAAACAUUGUCCCCUUGUAGGGUUAAUGCAAUUUACUCUCAGAUUAGGUAUUUUAAUACACCAGGAGUACAGCGUGCUUGAUUACGAAGAGAAAGUGGUUGAUGGUUUCUAUGAUGUGUAUGGGCCUUCCACAAAUUCAGCACUCCAAGGAAAAUUGCCAUCUCUUGCAGAUCUUGAGACAAAUCUUGGGAAUUAUGGCUUUGAAGUUGUGAUUGCCAAUCGAACAAUUGACCCUGUCCUAGAAGAGUUGGUGCAAAUUGCGCAUUGUAUUGCAUUAGAUUGCCCUGCUAGUAAUGUUAGUGUUUUAGUCCAAAAGCUUGCCGAAUUUGUUACAGGCCAUAUGGGUGGACCUGUUAAGGAUGCUAAUAUAAUGUUGGCAAGGUGGAUGGAAAGGAGCACAGAAUUGAGAACAUCUCUUCAUACAAGUUUGUUGCAUAUUGGGUCCAUUAAUAUCGGAUUGUCUCGGCUUCGUGCUUUACUUUUCAAGAUAGUUGGCGGCAGAAUCGGUGCCGUUGUUCCAGGAAGGAAUAGGUUUACUCCUGUCUCGGUGGUCGGUUCUGCAACUGGCCGUCGAAAACGAGUGGGACUGAGCUCCUCCUCUCCGAUAUCUUCUCCUUCUUUAACAGCUCAAAGAGCCUCUUUACAUUGAUGAUCUAGAAAUGAUCCUUGAGGAAUCUCUGCUUUCUUUGAAUACAAUGGCUGAGGAUGG